UUCAAAUUGUUGAAGAGAAAAAAUUUGUUUUUCGAAAUGUUUGUCCGUCGUAAAAGUUUUCCGUACGAUUUUCCAUAAAAGUUCUUCUCAUUUUAAAUCACCAAUUACAUUUAACUCAUUCAUUUAUAUUUAAUAAAGAAAAUAUUUCCAUCGUUCGUUCUUCUUCACUGCACUACACCAACCAACACAGCACCCCUGACUGUGUAGCAGCACCAGCAUCAGCUACGACAGCGCCAGCAGAAGCAUAGACACAAUAAAAACUAAACAAAAACGAAAACGAAAACAAACACGUAAAAUAAAAACAAUGUCCAUUAAGAUAGAUCGAGCAUCCAUUCAAAAACUAGGCCAUGAAACUCAAGAAAUACGUCUCCGUACUCUUGAGCAAAUCGAAAACAAGGUUGCACGUGCCCUAACACACAACGAACGCAUCGAUUUCCGUCCAGGCGAGUUAAUUAAGUAUUUAAUAAGAUGGUUUGCCUUUCAGCCCCUCCAAGCCAAGGAUGUUGUCUUAAAUUUAAUUAUGAUUAUAUUGAAAAGUCCAUAUCGCCAAGAGGUGAUUGAUUAUUUGGGAGAGGAACGUCUCAAAAAAGAAUUGGGUAAAGUAAAAAUUCUGGUCAAAAGCACUCCCGAGGUGCAACUAGUCGCUGAGAUUUUAACAAUGCUCGAGAAAAACGUCAACGAAGUAAUAGAAAUAAGCGAUUCUUUAAGUAUCUCAGAUAGCUAUGAUAGUUUGUCGAUUCGUGAUUUGGAUAUCGGCGACAAUAACAUGGGCGGCUUCAGCAACGAUAUGGGCUAUGAAAUUGCGUGGUCAAAGGCUUCUGUUCCAGAUUAUAAUUCUCUGAAAGUCAUAAGUGACAUUCUAAAGACUACAAAUAGUUCGGCAUCCGAUUUGCACAAUGCUCUGCAACACAUACAAAUAACAAUUGAUGAUUAUCCGGCUGAAUACUUUCUCCAGCCUCCGCACAUCUUCCAAAAUCUUCUCGAGUUGUUUGAGAGUGGUAGUUCGGCAUUUGAAGAUCUAUCAGAGACAUUCAUAUGCAUAUGUAAAUCGCUGCUCGGUAGGUUGAGGACACGAAGAAAAGCGGUUGCAUUUUUCUCCUCUAAACCACCAGGCAUUCCCGUCCGAACCCAACUGAGUGUGUCAACAGUUUGCUUCCGGCUGCUAGAACUCUGCAUGAGCUAUCUUAAGUUUAAUCUAUUCACUAUAGAAAAGAGCAGUUUCAAUGUGUUUCGCCUGAUUAUGGAGGUCUUUCGCAUAAUCGAAAUGCUUCCCAGCGAGGAAUCGCCUGCGAUCGAAGUUUUCUUCGAGGAGCUUAGCACGGUGGCCCGGAACUUAAGGGCAUCAUUCGAGGAAGAAGCCUUCCCCGUAAUGAAUCGCGUCAAAUACCUUCUGGUUCUCUUUACAAUGAGGAAAAUUCUAGGAAAUGCAAAAUAUAGCAACACUCGGCCUGGGGAUGAGCUGAAAAUAGCUUUGCUCGACCUCCCCCUAUCGAAGAUGCUCCCCGAGCAAUAUGCGCAGAUUCUAAAGGUCUUCCAAGAGAAUGUUGAUGCAGAUGUAGAAAAUCUUCUGAAAUCACACGAAGUACUCAAGUUUUACGCCGAACCUCAAGGCAUCUCCGACGAAAAGAGCAUAGACCAAGGUCUUGAAAUCCUGGAGGCAUUUGCAAUUCACGAGAACAUGGAUUUGAUUGAGAGAACUUUUAAGGCUGUCAUAAAGAGCGUUCCUCUCUACGCCGGCAACAGGCAGCUUAGGAAAAAAGCCGACGCCCUCCUCAUGCGAAUGUUCUGCCAUCAUAGCUCAAAGGUUAGAAUCUUUACCUAUCAGGAGUCUGCAAAUGCCAUGAAAAAAUACUUCGCGUGCCUCCUGAACGGAGAGUGUGCCUAUGUGGGGCAGAACAAUCUUAAACUUGUCGAAAAUCAUAUCCUGGGGUUUCCUCUUACCGCAGAACUGCUCACUGAAAUUGCAACAUCUGGCUUUGAAGAUGCCACUUUGCGAAAACUCGCCGAAGAUAUCCUGUUUCUCCCCGUCAAAGGACGUCCAAUGCUCGGUGAAGAAGGUUGGACUAAAAUGCUGGACAUAUUAUUGCCGAACAUUCCACUCUAUCAGUGCCUUACACAAUCGCCGAAGAUAACUGAAGGAAUUCUCAAGCUUCUCGAUCCGGAUGCGAAUUGCUUGCCGCGACUGGAGAUAAUUCGAGGUAAUCUGCGAUUUCUCUUUCAUCCUGAUGCCGAUAUUCGUUCGGAAGCUCUCGCUCGAAUCAUUUACAUCCUUACAUCGCACUCAGGAGCUGGGGCAAUGCUCCCAAAUCUAAUGGAAAUAAGUGACAUUCUACCGAAUGACUGUUGUUUGCUGGAAGUUCCCCGCGACAUUGAUCGUAUCUUCUGCGGAGGCUUCUAUGAGCCGUCGAUUGUUCCCAAUCUAAUGCAACUUUUGAUGGCUUCCGAUGUUGAGCCACAAAUUCGAAAGACUGUCCUCAUGCAAUUGAAUGUUGUUGGCCAAGAAGUGGCUCUGAAUCGUUUGAUAUUCGAUGCAGGUGGAUGGAUGACAUGUCUGCAAUCCCUGCAAGGAGCACUUUACAAACAAUCCCAUACCGACUAUCCAGAUUCGGUAGUGCCAAUUGUGGGUAUUCUAUCGAAGCUGCUUUUUUGUGAUGGCCAAUUCCGUCAAGAACUAGCCAAGGAGGAGAAUGUCUUCAUUCUUCUUACUCGAAGUCUGUUUCUGUAUGUAAAUGACAUUACCCUGAAACAGGAUGUAUCGCUGUGUUUGUUUCUUCUGUUGUACAGUUCGGUGAUUGUCGGGACAAAAACUCUCACAGUGCCAAAAGUCUUGAAGAAUCUUCGACUACCAGUAAAGUGUCAAUUACAAUCAACCGCUGCUUGCAGUGGAAAGAAAACUGUCCUGGAGAAAUUAUAUCUCGGAGACGAAACACCCUCAACAGGUGACCUCAAAUCUACUCAAUGCUUCAUCAGAAUGACCAUAGCCGAUCUGAGAUUUAAGGGUGGCCUAGAAAACGCCAAACCAUCAACGGAAUACACCCCGAGCUUGACUAAAUCUGAUCUCCGUCUCAUAAAAUCCACCUCAAUGACUGAGAAUAUUACCAAAUUCUUAAAGUACGCCUCCAAUGCAACCGAACACGAACAAAUCAUGGACAGCAUUACGUCUAUGCGAUUGAUACAGCUCCUAUGUGGCGGGAAUGCCAUGAGUUCGGAUUUAGUAACAAAGACUUUUAAAAGAUUUAUCCUAAACACAAAUCAAUUGGUUUUGCUGGAGGACACAGUGGAACUUUUUUCCACACUCGUUCAAGUGAAUAAUGAAACCAUCAUAACUUGGUUGUUAUCAAUCCUGGGAGAGGAACAGACUCCAUUGUUAAGACUUCUUUCGAAUGAAACAGAAACUUCUCUUAGUCUUCAUCGGAAAAUUUGUGGCCUUCUGUCUGAGGUAUUUCAGAGAGCUCCCCCAACUGAUCAAUCUCAAAGCCGCCUCGAACUCGAAGUCUUCGAUACCCUGAUGUCCAUUACUGAGGAACACUUUAAGAACCGGGAUUUGGAUCGAACACGCUGUGUCUUGGGAGUGCUGCAAGUUAUCUCGGGUCGUCGAUCUUUACAGAAGCUUCUUUCUCGAAAACAGGUGCACUCCACGUGCAAGAAACUUUUCUUUUUCACCAUCGCCCUCAAGUCCUUCACCCAGACUGGAUCGGAUUUGCAGAAAAACGCCCUCCUCAUUAUCUCCAGUCUAUCGGCCAUUACUCCUGACUUCCAGCUAAAUGGUACUUAUUUGAAGUACUUGUCAGGUUUGGGGGGACACAAUGACUACCAAGUGCGCACCUUAGCCUGGUGCAUUUUGGCUCGAAUUGCCAAAAGUGAAGAGGGAGCCGAGGCUCUGAUCAGAGAAUUAGAUUUCCUGCCGGGAGGCUUCCGAGCCUGUUGUCUGAGCACUUUGCUGGAUCAAACCGAGGUUGCAAUGGUGAGGCAAUUGGCAGGGCUCUUAUUCGCUGACUUACUCAACAAUGGAACUCAAUUCGAUAAAGUCCAUGAAAUCGUUCAAAAACAUGAUUUCUAUCGAAUAGCUCUCGCCUCCCUAAAAUACUUCUAUCCGGGUGAGCUUAUUUCAACAGCCGAUCACCGCGAGGAGAUAACAACUUGCGAUAUAGUUCGCGCCUACAGCAAAAUUUGUAUCCAAUUGAUUGAACUUAAGUCGUCAUUCUGUGCGGAAUUAUGUAAGAAACCGAUCAUGGGAAAACUCUAUCAAUUGGUCAAGUGUCCACCUGCCAAAGAGGAACAACAAAAAUCAUUCGCAUCGAUGGUGGGUGAAAUUUGCAAUUUAUAUUCACGUUUUAGUCGAAGUCAUUUGGCCUUUUUGCAAACCACUCUGUGUCGUGAUCAUGAUUUCCUCAAUUAUCUUUGUUCGUUCCUGUGCACCUCACAUCCCCAACAACAUCUUAUGAGCAUGUUGAAUCUGCUCAUGGUCUUGUCCAAGGAUCAAAUUGGUUUUCAGUAUAUUUGUGAGAGUUUUGCUGGAAAUUCCGAGAAAAUAAUCAAACUGGUAACAGUUUCUUUGGAGACAUCGCUAUCGAUUUCUUUACUGCAGCCCACCUGCCUGGCAUUCAUCACGUUCCUGCUGAUCAAGUGUCAACAGAGAAAUGUCGAACAUGAAUGCUUCAGUGACACUCUGGAAACAACCAUCACCGAUUCAACACAAAUGAAAUAUGCAGCUCAAGUGUUAUUCCUUCAAUUAAAUAAACUCCUCCUGCAUAAUUAUCCUCUGAAAACGGCCAAAUUUGACUCGCCGCCGAGUGCCUUAAAAGUGCUACUUUGCGAAGCCAUAGCAGUUCUCUUGAAAACAUCUGAAAAAGCCCGAAUCACGGCAAAAAACAUAAAAUUCCUCGAUAAGAUUCUGUUGAUUUUUAACUCGUUCUUAGAGAGUAUCCAAGUGCCUUGUACGACAUUUGUUCGUCGCUAUAGUGAGGCCAAGAAGUUGGCCGUCAUAAAACACCUGAGUCUGCUGUACGGCAUCAUUCUGAACUGGUUUUCAGUUGAUGUACUCACGGAUGAACUGCAGGUGGUUGAACUUACCAAAGUUCUCAUUCAAACAUGGCCGUGGCAGAAUCAUUCGAACGAUAUUCGAAUUCUAUACCUCAAGUCCUUGGCUUUUCUGAGUGAGAAAUCGGUGCCUGUGUGUCGUCAGUUUUCCGUUCCGACUUCGAGCAAUGCAAACACCCUGCUGCAGAUGCUUCUCAAACUCCUCACCAUGGAGACGAACAAGGUCAAGUCUUUGGACUCGAAUUCAACGGCGCUGAUCAAAAUUGGCCUUCGAACCGUCAUGAACUGCUGCUCGUGUCAGGAAGGACGAAUGGCUCUGAUUAAAUUGCACGCUUUGGACAUAAUCGAUUCUGUGCAUCCGUUCAAUCCGAAAAUUCCCAAAUCGAAGAAUGACAUACUUGUGGCGUGGCUCUCGUUUUGGGAACUCUUCUCGCGAUACCCCGAGGGAGCCGUUUGUCGUAACAUAAUCGGCCUAUGCACAGUCAUCAACAAAUGCCAUGAUCCCACUCUGCGACUCAUUGGAUUGAAAAUUCUUCGCAAUAUGACAUUCCUGCCCAACAAUCGCACUAAUCUCCUCGCUUCCGCUGACUUCCUAUACACUGUCAAUAAUAUCAUAACAAAUAGUGAAUGCUAUUCGGAGCGUUUGGUCACAUGUACGGCACUAUGGCGACUCAUAUCUGGCGGAGCAAAAUAUGCGGCCACAAUAAAAAAUACUAAAAUGACAAAGAAACUAAACGCAAUACUUGAAGAUUUGACUGGAGGAGGAGGAGAACUGCACCAUAGUAGUGCCGCUAAUCGAUGUCAAGCUAAGGAUUUGGCAAAUGUUAUUGAGAUUAUAUUAAGAAUUUUAAAUAGCUAGCGGUUCUUUUUUUAUGUUUUCAAUUUUUUUUAUAAUUUAAAUAACUAUGUGUCUUCUUUUAUGUUGCAUUGUGUUAGAUUUAAGGUUUUUAUUUUUUAAUUGUAAAAGAGACAAAAAUGUUUUUGUUUCGUUUCUAUUUUUCUACUCGAAAAUGUUGUGUUCAUAAAAGAAACAAAAGAAAACAACAUCAAAAGGAUGAAGAUUGAGCAGAAUAAUACAAUAAAACUUUUUCUAUGUUUAAUACA
Messenger RNA from Eupeodes corollae, 6144 nucleotides. RefSeq names its product protein rotatin homolog (gene ana3). The transcript has 3 exons. The record is from RefSeq and is a predicted model, not a curated record. The coding region runs from base 305 to 5899 and encodes 1864 amino acids. NCBI's taxonomy places the organism in Eukaryota, Metazoa, Arthropoda, Insecta, Diptera, Syrphidae. Gene Ontology annotation, cellular component: centriole; centrosome; ciliary basal body. Gene Ontology annotation, biological process: centriole replication; centriole-centriole cohesion; ciliary basal body organization.